Rhizoctonia solani is the source of this 945-nucleotide messenger RNA. Its product is annotated as guanine nucleotide-binding protein subunit beta-like protein. The transcript has 6 exons. Gene Ontology annotation, biological process: positive regulation of protein phosphorylation; rescue of stalled cytosolic ribosome. Gene Ontology annotation, cellular component: nucleus; cytosol. The record is from RefSeq and is a predicted model, not a curated record. NCBI's taxonomy places the organism in Eukaryota, Fungi, Basidiomycota, Agaricomycetes, Cantharellales, Ceratobasidiaceae. Gene Ontology annotation, molecular function: translation regulator activity; ribosome binding; protein kinase C binding. Bases 1 to 945 code for a protein of 314 amino acids.
AUGUCCGAGUCUAUGCGCUAUAUCGGAACUCUUACUGGCCACAAAGGCUGGGUCACUGCGAUCGCAACCUCUAGCGAAUCGCCAGAUACCAUUUUGACAGCCUCGCGUGACAAGACUAUCAUCGUCUGGCAACUCACCCGUGACGAACAGCAGUACGGCUAUCCCAAGCGUAUUCUCCACGGCCACAACCACUUCGUGUCGGAUAUUGUCAUCUCAUCUGACGGCCAAUUCGCCCUUUCCUCUUCCUGGGACCACACUCUCCGUCUCUGGGAUCUCAACACUGGCCUUACCACCCGUCGCUUUGUUGGACACACUUCUGAUGUGCUCUCUGUCAGCUUCAGUGCUGACAACAGGCAGAUCGUUUCUGGAAGCCGUGACCGCACCAUCAAGCUCUGGAACACUCUCGGAGAGUGCAAGUUUGAUAUCAAAGAGGAGGGCCACUCCGAAUGGGUUUCGUGCGUCCGCUUCAGCCCUAACGCGAUGAACCCAGUCAUCGUCUCGUGCGGUUGGGACAAGGUUGUCAAGGUCUGGGAGCUCUCCAAGUGCAAGCUCAGGACAAACCACUACGGCCACACUGGUUACAUCAACUCGAUAUCCGUCUCCCCCGAUGGUUCGCUCGCUGCUUCCGGAGGCAAGGACGGAAUCACCAUGCUGUGGGAUCUUAACGACGGAAAGCACCUCUACUCGCUCGAGGCUGGUGAUAUCGUCAAUGCUCUCGUCUUUAGCCCUAACAGGUACUGGCUCUGCGCCGCGACAGCGAGCUGCGUUAAGAUCUUCGAUCUUGAGAGCAAGUCGAUUGUUGAUGAGCUUAAGCCCGAGUAUACCAGCACUGGCAAGACCGGACGGGAACCUGAGUGUGUGUCCCUCGCCUGGUCCGCAGACGGCCAGACCCUCUUUGGUGGAUUCUCAGACGACCUUGUUCGCGUCUGGACCGUCAGCUCGUAA